Messenger RNA from Oldenlandia corymbosa var. corymbosa, 3449 nucleotides. Lineage: Eukaryota; Viridiplantae; Streptophyta; Magnoliopsida; Gentianales; Rubiaceae. The record is from the annotation of a GenBank genome assembly.
CAACACAAAUUUACAUAACCCAUCCGCAUCUGCCCAUCUCUCUCCCUCCCGUCUCCUCUCUCUCUCCCCUCUAAAUACAGUUUUCCAUUUAUUUUUUCUUUUUAAUUCCUAACUAAAUCGAAAUUUUUUUCCUCUAAAAAAUUAAAGGGAAAAAAAGAAAAAAAAUUCGUAAAACCAACACAAACUCUGCCCUUAAUCUCACUCAAAAAUUUGAAAAAACCCAAAUCUUUCAUGGCCUUUCAUGUUGCCUGUCCAAUUACAUGGUAAGUACCUCCCGCCCCUUUUAAUUUUCACUCUUUUGAACUUCUCUGUCUCUCUCUCGAGCCAGGGGGAUGGCCGGGUUUCUGUCUUUGGCUUGUUCUUGUUUCGUCUUCUCUGAUGGGUUUUGAUGUGACAUUAUCUGGGUGCAAAUCUUUGUGGGUUUUCGAUGGGGUGGGGGGGUUUCUGAUUUUCUUACGGUGGGUUUUCUGUUUGUUGUAGUCGGAGAAUUUGCUAUUGCGAGCUAGGGUUUUCUCGGGGCCUGCAAAGUGGCAAAGGCAAAGAUGAAUUCUUGUCCCAAGUUUUCCGAAUUGAGGAGUUUGUAAAGGAUCCGUGGUUGCUCAAGGCCGAGGCCAAUGCUACCGUUCAGGUUAAAGUACCGAAGGUGGCGGUGGUUGCUCCUCCGCCUCUUCCCCCGCCGCCAGUUGUGGUUCAAAGAGCGGCUGCGGCUGUGAUUCCGGCCAGGGUUGCUGCUGGAGGUGGUGGGAUUAGUGAUGCGGAUGAAGCCGCAUUGGUUGCUUCUGCGCAGACUAAACGAGCGGCCUUGCAGAAGAAGGCUGCCGCUGCUUCUUUGGAGGCUGAGGACCGUGCCCGGAGGUUUGAGUCUGGAGAGAUGGUGGGUCCUUUGAAAGAUGACACUCAUUCCCAAGAAGAGCAGGGUUUGUCCACUGUCAAAGUAAUGUGUCGCAUAUGUUGGGGUGGGGAAAGUGAAGCAAGCGAAAGAGCUAGGAAAAUGUUGCCCUGCAAAAGCUGCGGCAAAAAGUAUCAUAGGAGCUGUUUGAAAGCUUGGUCGCAGAACAGAGAUCUUUUUCAUUGGAGCUCAUGGACUUGCCCCUCUUGCCGAAUGUGCGAGGUCUGCCGUAGGACUGGGGAUCCAAAUAAAUUUAUGUUCUGCAAAAGAUGUGAUGGUGCAAUGCAUUGCUACUGUCUUCAGCCGCCACACAAGAAUGUGAGUACUGGACCUUACCUAUGCCCCAAGCAUACAAGGUGUCACAGUUGUGAUUCUUCUGUUCCUGGUAACGGCUUAAGUGUGAGGUGGUUCCUUGGUUACACGUGUUGUGAUGCUUGUGGAAGAUUGUUUGUCAAAGGAAAUUAUUGCCCUGUUUGUUUAAAGGUCUAUAGAGAUUCUGAAGCCACACCUAUGGUUUGCUGCGAUGUCUGCCAGCGCUGGGUGCACUGUCAUUGUGACGGCAUCAGUGAUUCAAAAUAUAUGCAGUUCCAAGUUGAUGGAAACCUUCAGUAUGUAUGUCCUACAUGCCGCGGAGAGUGCCAUCAGAUUCGGAGCGUUGAGGAGGCCGUUAGUGAGCUCUGGAAAAGGAGAAAUGAAGCUGACAGGGAUCUAAUAAUCAAUUUGAGGGCUGCUGCUGGAUUGCCCAUUGAGGAUGAGAGUUUUAACAUAUCACCUUUUUCUGAUGAUGAAGAAAACACGCAUGCUGUGCUGAAGAAUGAGCAUGGCCGCUCAUUGAAGUUUUCCCUUAAAGGAUUAGCUGAUAAUUCUCCUAAAAAGAACAAGGAGUACUUGAAGAAAUAUUCAAAUAAGAAGCCUAAUAGAAACAAGGGGCAUAUGGUGUCUUUGGAGGGUGGUGCUGAGCCAAAUCGACAUCUUGAAAGAGAAGGUAAUGCUGCAGCUUUUAGAUUCAAUGUUGUCGAUGAUGACAACGAACAAAAGCAGUCUUUUAGGAGUGGAGAAUCGGAUAGCUAUGUUUCUCCCAAAGCUAGAAGCUUGACUGAGGGAAUGUGCUGGGUCAACCAGGAUGGAGUUUCGAAGCAUAAAUUUAUAGGUGAUGAUCAAGCAAUCCUGAACAGCCGAGCACCUAAAAAGGUCAAAAUUAAGAGCAACCGAAGCCAGGGUGGAGAUGAUUCAGAACACCAAACAAGCUUGUCUAGGUCCACCAAGGGAACAAAGCUUGUUAUACAUUUAGGUUCGCGCAAUAGGAAUCCGACUAGUUCCCCUAGGUCGGAUGGUUCAAGCUACCAGAAGGACGCAGAUAUAACCACUUCGAAUGGCAGUGAAGAUGGCCACCCUUUGAAGCAUGGGUCUGUGGACAGGCAGGACCAUGUAGCUAAUGUUGGAGAUGGAAAAGAUCAAAGGAAAGGCUCAAAGCUCCGGGGAAAAGAAGGCAAUCUAGUAAAGAUAAAGAAAUCAAGUUCCCUAGUCACUGACGUGCCCUCAAGAUUUGGUGGAUCAAAACUAUCAGAUGGGUUAGCAUCUGUUUCUGUGCCAUAUACUCGUGCUUCAGCCGGGAAAAGGGCUGCUGAGAGUGCCUCAACUGGAAUGAGGAGUGAUGCGGAAGUUCUGUCUAGCAGAGGCAACAAGUCAUCAAUGACUGCUUCGGAUGAUAUUAGUGGCAAACCAGCAAUGAGUAUUCAAAGGGAAUCCAAGCCUCUCUUGAAACUUAAAAUUAAGAAUCCUGUAUCUGAAAACCAAAUUUCAUCAGGUCUUCAUCAGGAGGAGGAGAGGAGCAUUAAGCGCCAACGAUCAAAAAGAAAGAGGCCUUCACCUUCUAGUGAAAAGGUGCCAACAAAGAACGGGGACAAUGUGUCAAGUGUAUAUGAGGCCAGGGCUAUGGAUGAUGAGAUCUUGGAUGCUAACUGGAUUUUGCAAAAAUUGGGUAGAGAUGCCAUUGGAAAGCGAGUGGAAGUUCAUCAGCCGUCAGAUAACUCUUGGCAUAAAGGAACUGUGAUUGAAGUGUUCGAGGGCCCACCAUCUGUCUCUGUUUCCCUUGACAGUGGGAAGGCAAAGAAUUUGGAACUUGGAAAGCAGGGGAUUCGCUUCAUCUCUCAGAAGCAAAAGCGUCGAUGACUGGAUAUAUGUAGUCGAGUGAAUGUUUUAGGGGAAGGUGUCCUUGUUAUAUAGUGCAAAGGGGGUAACUAAGCAUUGAAGAUACAACGAUUGGAAGGUAGCCGUAGGAUUUUGGCACAUUGACGUGACAGAAGCAGUUUAGGGCUGCCAUCAUGAAGCUAUGGCAAAUUUGAGCGCUUUUUAAAUUUCGCCUGAAUUUGCAUUGCUUCCUCCAUGUAUCUUGCUCCUCCAUAGCUAGAGUGUAUUCUCGAGUAACCAGGCCAACCACAAAAUGCCCUCCCUUGUAGUAAAGAGGGAGGACUCUACUAAGGUCAAAUCUUUAGUGUAGUUUUUUUUUUUUUGGUAAUUGAAUGCAUGAUGUACAGGAAUAAUAUUCCGCCCCCCCCCC